Molecule: messenger RNA, 612 nt
Organism: Trichoderma aggressivum f. europaeum
Lineage: Eukaryota; Fungi; Ascomycota; Sordariomycetes; Hypocreales; Hypocreaceae
Exons: 4
Coding region: 1-612 (203 amino acids)
Source: RefSeq, a predicted model, not a curated record
AUGCCUCGACGAAACAUUAUUGUAACUGGUGCUACAGGACGACAGGGACGAGCGUUUAUACACGCGCUUCUCAGCUCACCGACUGCCACUGACCCAAAUGAUACAACAUACCAUGUUUGGGCCGUGACGCGAAAUACUACCUCGCCUUCCACGGCAUUGCUCCUAGACGCUGAAAAGGCACAUGUGAAUGACAUCACCGCAAUUCAAGGCGAUCUCAACAAUGGCGCAAGAAUGAAAGAAAUCUUUUCGGAAAUAGCUGCCCAGGGCGGCAUCUUUGGCGCCUUUAUUGUCCUCGCUUAUCCGGGCCUUGGAAACAAGAGCGACGAAGAGGAGAGACAAGGCAAGAUGCUUGCGGGUCUGGCACUCGAGUUUAAACUCGACGCGUUCGUUUAUUCGAGCACGAUCCCGCCUGGUCCAGAUCUAGAUGACGCCUUUGAUGCGAUCGUGCGACCUGGCUUUUUUAUGGAAAACUUUGAUGGAUUUAUGGGAUCGCUCGCCGUUGCCAUUCUUUCCCAAGGACUCAGGAAGGAAACGGAUAUAGCACUCGUUGCAUCCCAAGAUAUUGGCAAAGUUGCUGCUGGAAUCUUCCAGGUAGAUCCAUCCUCACAAUAG